AUGUACGAAGCAGAGGACGCGAGCGUUGCCGCGCUGAGACGGGCCGUCUGCGACGCCAUCGUGUGCGGCGCCCUCAACACGCCAGUCUCGAAGCCGUCGAAGCAGGCCCUUUCGCAGCAAUCAGGGCGGCUCCCCAAUCCUCUUCCGCUUUACAACCCCCCUCAACGCAAGCCGCUUUCGAAACGCAAUCCACUUCCAUGCAAGCCACUGCCGUUGUACGCGCCCACUCCACGGCCGCCCCCCUCGGCCCUCUCGCAGCCGCGGUCCGUCUGGGAGGCCGACGGCUCGGACGAGUCGACCAACGGGCCGCGUGGCUGCGCGCGGCGGCUCAAGAGCAAGCUGCUGCUGGGCUGUCUCGCCGCGGCCGUGCUGGUCAUUGCCGGCGCCGUCGUCGGGGCGGUCCUCGGGCUCCGGGCCACGCGCAAGACGGCACGGGCGCGCGACACGGGGGCGCUCGCGCACGCGGCGUCGCAGCUCGGCGCGUGGAGCCAGACGGCCGCCGACGGGACGCUCGACCAUGCCGUGGCGUUCCAGGACACGACGGGGGCCCUCGUCGUCGUCGAGUGCCACGGGAACGUCUCGGAGGCCUUUGCGCUCGCCAGCCGGGUGCCGCGCCUGCCGAGCCCGCUGCUGGGCACGCCGAUCCGGAUCCAGCCGUUUGGCGAGGCGCCGGACCUGCACGUGUUUUACCUCGACGAGCGGCGGCUCAUACAGCACGUCGUGCGCGCGGGCGACGGGCGCGGCGCGUGGAUCCUCGACGACGCCUUUUCGACCGACGGCCCCGGCGACGGCGCGCAGGCGUACGUGGCGGACGGCCGGGCGCUCGCCGUCAUGACGACGCCGGCCGAGGCGCACGAGCAGCACCCGGCCAUGGCGGUGCUGUACUGGGACGAGCAAAAGAACAACACGCUGGGGCUGCUGCGACGCGAGGCGCCCUUUGACCAGACGAGGUGGACGUUUCAGCGGGUGCAGCUGGAGAACGGCGCAAAGAGCAUGGGCUCGCCCGGACUGCUGGCGGGCCUGGCGCUGGGGACGUAUGAGGAGAUGGCGGCCAACGCCUCGACGUACGUGAGCGCGGGCAACGCGGUGGUGGCGACGAUCCGGAUCCUGUGGGACGCGGACGGCGUGGCGCUCGAAACCUGCGUCCCGUCGGGCACGCCGUACGCGCAGCAGUGCUGGAGCCGGGCGGUUACAUAUUCGGACGAACACCUGCGGGACCGGGUGCGCGACGCGCCCAAGCCGCUGCAGAUGGCGGAGCUGGUGCUCGACAACGAGCCGGACCGGCGCGCGUCGGUGACGGGGUUCCUCGGCGGCGGGCGGUACUGGGAGGCAUACUGGCGGGACGACAACUGCACGGCGGCCAUGGAUCUGCACCUGGCCGACGGGCUGGGGGACCUGGCGGGCUUCGCCUUUAUGCAGUCGCGCAUCGUGUUGGCGCUGCGCAACGGCACGCUGGUGCAGCUGCGGCGGUGCCCGUGGUGGACGGGCGCGUGCGGGGACGAGGUGUUUACGGUGAUGGGCGCGAUGAACACGUCGCUGAUGUCAUGACGGUGCGGCGUGCGGCGUGCGGCGUGGUGAGGGCGUGGCGUUGUGGACGUAGUCUACAUGUGCUGCCUGUUGGUGUUGACGCGAUAUCGACGAAAGACGUCGGCACUGUGACUCGGUCACACAGGCUCUCACGAGGUCGUGCCGCGGGAUCUGGCAAACGUUAGCAGCAAUGAUGAGCAACGUAACGCGGGCAGCGCAUGUAUAAAUCCACAGGCAGAG
Messenger RNA from Purpureocillium takamizusanense, 1767 nucleotides. RefSeq lists its product as uncharacterized. Bases 1 to 1548 code for a protein of 515 amino acids. The record is from RefSeq and is a predicted model, not a curated record. NCBI's taxonomy places the organism in Eukaryota, Fungi, Ascomycota, Sordariomycetes, Hypocreales, Ophiocordycipitaceae. The transcript has 2 exons.